AUGUCUGCUCCAGUCAUUCCUCCCGGCAAAACUUGGCUCGAUACCUUGCAGAAGUCAUUUGUUGAUGUACCUGUCGACGCAGCUAACGACAAUGCCAUAUCUACCAAAGAAUUCCUCGAUGCUGUAGAGUCUUUCACAACCCUGUUUGAUGUGAUUGGCGUCAUGGCUUUCAACACAGUAAAGAGCGACCUUCUUGGAAAUGUCAAGAAACUCCGCGAGCGUUAUAAUGCUGCCACCGCCGAAUCCGAGACUUUGCAAGCCCUCGUUCUUAAUGAAUUGAAGACGAAGAAACACACUGCUACGGAAGGUCUCCUCUGGCUUGUUCGUGGUCUCGAGUUCACCGCUGAAGCCAUCCGUGACAGUCUCGAUGCCCCUAAUAAGGAAUUGGUUGACUCUUUCCGCGCUGCAUACGGAAACACACUCAAACCUCACCACUCCUUUGUGAUCAAGCCGAUUUUCAAUGCCGCUCUUUCCGCAACCCCGUACCGCAAGGACUUCUUUGAUAAGCUAGGUUUCAACGCCGGCGUGGAGCCUGCUAUGAAGGAAUACGUUUCUGCUUUACAGAACCAAGUCAAGAUUUUGAAAGACUUUCAAUCCCGCAAGGAGGCUCAGUGGAAAUAG
Messenger RNA from Talaromyces marneffei, 621 nucleotides. RefSeq lists its product as uncharacterized. The coding region runs from base 1 to 621 and encodes 206 amino acids. The record is from RefSeq and is a predicted model, not a curated record. The transcript is spliced from 4 exons. Gene Ontology annotation, molecular function: ceramide 1-phosphate transfer activity; ceramide 1-phosphate binding. Gene Ontology annotation, biological process: ceramide transport; intermembrane lipid transfer. Gene Ontology annotation, cellular component: cytosol; membrane; cytoplasm. Lineage: Eukaryota; Fungi; Ascomycota; Eurotiomycetes; Eurotiales; Trichocomaceae.